Messenger RNA from Carassius auratus (goldfish), 4703 nucleotides. RefSeq names its product alpha-1,3-mannosyl-glycoprotein 4-beta-N-acetylglucosaminyltransferase A. Gene Ontology annotation, biological process: protein N-linked glycosylation. The record is from RefSeq and is a predicted model, not a curated record. Lineage: Eukaryota; Metazoa; Chordata; Actinopteri; Cypriniformes; Cyprinidae. The coding region runs from base 369 to 1970 and encodes 533 amino acids. The transcript has 16 exons. Gene Ontology annotation, cellular component: endoplasmic reticulum; Golgi stack; endoplasmic reticulum-Golgi intermediate compartment. Gene Ontology annotation, molecular function: acetylglucosaminyltransferase activity.
AGAGAUCACAUCACAUCACCGCUGACGAUUCUGGCCGGACGGUCCGUCUGAAUUGCUAUUUCAAAAAACAGUACAAAACGUGUUUUUGCUCGUUUUUUCACUGGAUAUUUUUUUACGAGACUUAUCUGCGUCGGUUCGCUGUUCAACAACAAGCCGGAAGUAACGGCAGGGAUGAGGAUUGCACAUCUUUCUCUGGAAACGCAUCAGUUCCGCUGGUCUGCCUUGUGACUCCAGCAGCGACCGAGAGCCGAAGGAGGAGGAGCAGGAGACAGCCGAUGAUCCGGGGCCCCGUCCGCUCCCCUGAAGCGCUGAUGCACGCCCGGAUCCGCAGGACCAGAGGCAGCUGCACGGGGAGGCGCUGAAAUGAGAUGAGGCUCAGACAUGGAACUGUUGCCACUGCGAUUGUUUUCUUCACGUCGUUUCUCAGUCUGUCCUGGUACACGGCUUGGCAGAAUGGCAAAGAAAAGUUGGUAGCCUAUCAGAGGGAGUUUCAUUCCCUGAGGGAGCGUCUGCGUGUGGCGGAGCACCGAACCCUCCAGCGCUCCUCCGAGCUCAACGCCAUCCUCGAGCAGUUCAGACGGGCCAUCGCAGAAACCAACGGCAGCAAAGACGCUCUCUCCAACUUCUCAGACGAGACACAGAAGUUGCUGAAGGAGUUGGCUCACAGGAAGCCCCUCCAUGUGCCAAAUAUCUACCACCAUCUGCCUCACCUGCUCAACAAUGAAGGCAGCCUGCACCCUGCUGUACAGGUGGGCCAGGGACGAACCGGAGUUUCCAUCGUGAUGGGCAUCCCCACGGUGAAGCGGAAAGUAAAGUCAUACCUGUCAGAGACGCUUCAUUCACUCAUCGAUAAACUCUCGGCGGAGGAGAAGCUCGACUGCGUCAUCAUCGUGUUCGUGGGAGAGACGGACAUAGAUUAUGUAAACAGUGUGGUUGCAGGCCUUGAAAAAGAGUUCUACACAGAGCUGAAUUCGGGGUUACUGGAGGUCAUAUCUCCCCCUGCCAGCUACUACCCAGACCUCGCCAACUUGAAAGAGACCUUUGGGGACUCGAAGGAGCGGGUGAAAUGGAGGACCAAGCAGAACUUGGACUAUUCCUUUCUAAUGAUGUAUGCCGUGAACAAAGGGGUCUAUUAUGUCCAGUUGGAGGAUGACAUCGUUGCCAAACCCAACUAUUUUGCAACCAUGAAAAACUUUGCUGUUCAACUCGCCUCAGAGGACUGGAUGAUCCUUGAGUUUUCACAGCUGGGCUUCAUUGGUAAGAUGUUCCAAGCCCCAGAUCUAAAUCUGAUUGUGGAGUUUAUCUUCAUGUUUUAUAAGGAGAAGCCCAUUGAUUGGCUGCUGGAUCACAUUCUCUGGGUCAAAGUGUGCAACCCAGAGAAAGAUGGCAAGCACUGUGAGAGACAGAAGUCGAGCCUGCGCAUUCGUUUCAGGCCCUCUUUGUUCCAGCACGUAGGCCUACACUCCUCCCUUGCUGGGAAAAUCCAGAAACUCACGGAUAAAGACUUCCUGAAACCCCUGCUGCAUAAGAUUCACGUGAACCCGCCGGCGGAGGUGUCCACCUCUUUAAAAGUGUAUCAAGGUCAUACACUGGAGAAGACGUACAUGGGCGAGGACUUUUUCUGGGCCAUUACUCCAAUGGCUGGAGACUACGUCCUGUUCAAGUUUGAUCGGCCCGUCAACAUAGAAAGGUUCCUUUUUCGCAGUGGAAACCAGGAGCACCCAGGAGACAAAAUCGAGAACACUACUGUCGAGUUCCUGCCCUUCUCGGAUGCUGGAUUGAAGACCAAAGAGAAGUACAAACGAACAGAAGAUCGGUUCUAUAAGCUUGCUCAGUUUGAGAAAGGAGUGGCAGAGGGGACGGUUGACCCGGUCUUCAACCCCGUGGCGGCUGUUCGUCUGACGGUCCAGAAGGACUCCGCCGUGUGGGCCAUUAUUAGCGAGAUCCAUAUCAAGAGGAUACCUGGGUAACGGCCUGAAAGUCUCCAGUGGUCUGGUGCUGCUGGCAUCUACAGCGGAUCGAGUGACCCUCACAUUACCAGAGCGCGUGGAGGAACCCUGGCUUCGUGCUUCACCUCUUAAACUUUACUUUUUCCUCUCUUUUCUUUUUCUUCUCGUCUCCCUCUGGUAGUUUUGACAUUGUUUCUUCUCUUCUACUUGCCUUGGCCUCUUUCGUCAGACUUUAUUUGACCUUUUACUAUUCCCUGAAUUCUGUUGUGUGAACAUGACUACUACUGUACAGGAAAGCAAGCAAGCCAACACUUUUUGACAGAAUGUUUCCAGACACUAAAUCUGUGUGGUGAAGAAUUGCAAUCAUGGCUGUCGAUAAAGCUUGGAGUUCAGGAUUCAAAGCUGCACCGAUGCUGGAUAAUAAGAAGAUUGUCCUCAGCGCUCUGCCGUCGUGGACCGUAACUGACCAUACACUUUGGGUCAGAUAAACACGGCUGGAGAUGAACGUGGGAUGAAAGAAAUGGUUUUUUAGGGUUUGAUGCCGUUGGUGUUCAAUACUCUGUUCAGAACAUGUGGAGACCAGUUUAUUAUUUAAUUGACUGCUUUGCCAAAAUCUAAAAACAGCAUAUCUUUGGGCGUCCACUUGGUCUACAGAAGUGGCUUUUCUUCCUCUGUGUUGGUUUAUUCAAAGAAAUCAAUCAUGGCUUUUAAUCCGAAGGUUUUUAAUUGCUGUUAUUAUUAUUAUUAUUAUUAUGAUAAUGACGAUCUAUGAAGGUGAAUUAAUUUAUUUGAAAUAAAUCUUUAAUUUGUACAAAAGGUAAAUGCUUUUAUUUUAUAUUCUUUGGCAGUUUCUGAUGUGGUAGAGUGGUAUUGUUUGUAUCUUUGUGUAGUUGAGAGGGGUGCAGGGCCGCCCACCUCUGUGCCUUCACAUCCAGCGUCCCAGUUUGGGGCCUGGUAAAGGACUGCCUUGUGCCCUGCGUCCAAACACUUCAAUCGUACAAUCAGAUAGUCUGUUAGAUGCCUGAUUCAAGAGAGACGCUCACGUUUAGAGCAUGGCAUGUUCAUAUUUAUGUUUCAGAAUCUUUCGUUGUUCAUCUCAAACAGUCGGCUUUCUUCACGUCAGUCUGACAAGUUCGUCUUUCUAUGCUGUAUCACAAGUGUCUGAAUGUUCAGUGAGGCAUGAUGAAGUCCAGAUGCAAUCUGCUGGGUUUUUCUGCACAGAAUUAAUUCAAAUGUGGUGAUUAAUGAAGCUGAGGGGACUUCGUAUCUGAAAGCACAAUCUACGGAGACCCUGAAUGGACAUGGAGAUGAGCUGACCCUUUAAAAACUGAAUUAUAUUUCGGUGUUUUUGAUUCUCUCACUAAAUGUUCACAUUUCACCAACAAACUUUGGGUUUGCAGAAAUGUUUUGCAUCUCCUGACAAACUAUAUGUUUGCUCUAAAAGCUUUUGUGAUGGAAAUAUACGUUAGGACCAACAACUAUAUUUCAGUACUUUGCGAGAGAACGCAAAAGUUUAGCUAGAUAAUGAAAAAGUUUUGUGAGCGAAUUCAAUUUUUGGGACUAAAACACAGUACUUUUUGUAAAUGUUUUGUGAGCGAACACCAAUUUUAUUGGGGGAAUGUAACAUUUAUGCAAUUUAACAAGCAAAUUCAAAAACAUUGAAAUAUAUAUAUAUAUAUAUAUAUAUAUAUAUAUAUAUAUAUCUUUUUUUUCAUCACCUUGUCCACUUGACUCAAUCAAAUAAGUCACAAUAUGUAAAAAUGCACAGAACUUGACAGGCGUUUAAAGCUUUCUGUGGAGUUCUGCAGAUGCAGAUUCUGUGUGGACCUGGUCAGGAGCAAAAUAUUUGCAGAACCACAGAUUUAUAAUGGAAAUGGAAUAGAAUUUAAGGCCCGUUCACACCAAGCAUGAUAACAAUCAAGAUAUCGCUCUAAAAAUCACUCUCAAUAUUAAAGAAUAGCAGAGUCCACUGUUAUCAUUUUUAGAACCAUUUUUUCCCAGUUGAUAAACGUUACAAACAUUGACAGCCAAUCAGAAUGAUGAUGUUCGCUGGUGUGCACACUAAUAUCCUUAUCUUUAUAGUUCUCGUUCUUGGUGUGAACAGGGCUUCACAGCUAUUUUUCAGUAGUGUGAAGUGUGUGUGUGCUGGUUUUGACACCUGGAUUCAUGACACUGUACCUUUAUCAUAUUACAGGGACUGGAAGCUGAGGUAACUGCUGUACAGAUUCCCAAAGUGCUCUCAUCUCAUGUGAUUGUAAAUAUAAGAUGGAAGUUUUAGUUCAGUCGGACAUCAUGUGUCCUUGUGUUUUCCUUGAUGCUGAAGUUUCAGAGCAUAUCCUUUAUACAUGCAUACACCUUCAUUUUAGUGACUACUUGAGCAGUGUGUGUUUUUAAUAGAAAGCCAAAAUACUGUCAUAACCAUUUGUUUACAGUUCGUUUCUGAUCUCUCCUGAGACACCACAGUGGAGUGGUUUUCAGUGUUUUGUCGAACUUAUGCCUUUUUAGUCAGGUUUGUGCUCAAUGAUCUGUUUCCUCGCCUGUUUUAGCACUGAAAGAUGGAUUGUUACCUCUUGUUAAACUCUCAUGGGCCGGUUUCCCAUCGGGGAUCAGUGCAUGUCCCUCUUGAAGCCCACUCUUCAGUCUUACAUUGAGAUGAAUCGGACAUGAAAUGUGUGGUGCAUUCUUGACGUUCAUGUGCCUUCAUCUGUCUUUCUCCAGCUCUGACAUUGAUUUGAAUAAACUGUUCCAAAAUAA